Trichoderma breve is the source of this 1083-nucleotide messenger RNA. RefSeq names its product alpha/beta hydrolase fold domain-containing protein. The coding region runs from base 1 to 1083 and encodes 360 amino acids. The transcript is spliced from 4 exons. NCBI's taxonomy places the organism in Eukaryota, Fungi, Ascomycota, Sordariomycetes, Hypocreales, Hypocreaceae. The record is from RefSeq and is a predicted model, not a curated record.
AUGGAUCCCGUUACAGUUUCAGCGCACGAUCAGGCGCUCAGCUACAUCUCGGAUCCUCGCUUCAGCCAAGAGUUCAUUCUUCCCAGAACCGCAAACCGCGACUCCAUCACUGUUUGCUAUGCUGACCUGGGAUUUAAGCCCGAAUCUCCGACUGCGAGUCGCAGUACGCCAACUGUGCUCUUCAUCCCCGGCAUGUUUGGGUCCAGAUAUAUCGGAGGACUUCUAGAUCCAGUCGCGCGUAAAUUUGGAGUGAGAGUUGUGGUAGUCGAUAGACCUGGAAUGGGCCUUUCAACCCGCGUGCCGCUUUCGCAGCGGCUUUCGACGUGGAUUGAAGUCGUACCCCCUCUAUUGGCACAUUUAGAUAUCGAGCAUAUCGCCUUAGUUUCGCAUUCAUUUGGGGUGAUGUACUUGCUUAAUACCUUGCAUCAUUACCGGGAUAUGCUACAUCCUGAGCGGCCUUUUGUUGCAUUAAUGGCGCCGUGGGUUGAUCCAGCGCAAUCCAAACUUACAUUAUGGCAGAUGGCUCAAUAUAUCCCGACACCAGCCAUUAGUGUCAUGAACCGCAUUACACCUGCAUUCGCCACAAGUGGGACUAUUUUUACAAAGGCUAGCAGUUUUCUCUCUUCGUCUAUCUCUUCUAUCGGCGGUGGUGACGGGGAUGUACAGCUGGAACUAGGGCCAAUGCGUAUGAAGAAGAUUUUCGAGGGAGACACCACUGGUGCCAAUGACGAGGCACUUCAGUGCUUGAGAAAAGGCGACGGAUCGUCGUGGGGAGAGUGUGAUGACUACAAUGUCUUUGUAAAAGCAUUGGUGAGCGCUGAGAGGCAAAAACAACAGCUGGACGCAAAUUCUCAAGGCCACGCGAAGCUAAAAGUGAGGGCAUACUUUGCCGAAAACGAUGUCAUGAUUGGUAAAGAGGGUCAGAAGUACGUUGAAGAAUGCUGGGGAUGGCAAGAGAAUACAUUUGACGACGUCGUUGACUUCAGCUCAGCUACUGUCGCUGAUACUGACCAUGACAGCGUUAUGGAAUCCAUUGAAACACUCGAGAAGAUCUUCAAGGAUGUCAAAGGCAGUCUAACAUGA